Molecule: messenger RNA, 2250 nt
Organism: Brassica napus (rape)
Lineage: Eukaryota; Viridiplantae; Streptophyta; Magnoliopsida; Brassicales; Brassicaceae
Product: casein kinase 1-like protein 8
Exons: 13
Coding region: 528-2054 (508 amino acids)
Biological process (GO): peptidyl-serine phosphorylation; endocytosis; signal transduction
Cellular component (GO): nucleus; cytoplasm
Molecular function (GO): ATP binding; protein serine/threonine kinase activity
Source: RefSeq, a predicted model, not a curated record
AAACAAGCAAACAAAUUAGGGAUAAGGAAAGACAAUCUCUCUCUCUCUCUCUCUCAAGGCCGUCUCUCGUUUUUCUUCUAAAGUUUGAUUUCGUCUCUAAUUCGUUACCGUCCCAUUUUUUUCAAAAAAGAUACUCAAUCGAAUCCGAAGACCCCUUUUUCAGUUCUCUUCCCUUCCAUUAUCCUUUUCUCCUCCUCUACCUGAUCUGAAACUUUUGUCAGAAACAGAGUUUUCUCGAUUACGAUUGUGGUCAAUUGGUAAAAAUUUUAGUCAGCAGAAACGUAGCUCAAUCAAUUAGAUUACUUUGUGAUAAUUCGCAAGCAAAUGGAUUACUUUGAUCAAUUCAGCGAUUAGGGCUACUUGAUUCGAUCUGAGUGGUGGUUAUAGAUUCUGUCGAGCUAGGGAGGGAACACGAUUGAAGAUCUGGGUCAACUUGGGUUUUCUCUGGAUUAGCUUAUCGGGUCUGAUUAGAGGCGAAUUAGGGUGGGAUAGAUCGAAUAAAGAAGGCGGCUUUUUGAUUUGAAACUAUGGAUCGUGUGGUUGGUGGCAAGUAUAAGUUGGGACGUAAACUCGGAAGUGGAUCAUUCGGUGAAAUUUUUAUAGGUAAGAAUGUGCAAACUGGAGACGAAGUUGCCGUGAAGCUUGAACCUGCGCGUGCCAGGCAUCCUCAACUUCAUUAUGAGUCAAAGCUCUAUAUGCUUCUUCAAGGAGGAACUGGUAUUCCUCAUUUGAAAUGGUACGGGGUCGAGGGUGAAUACAACUGCAUGGUGAUUGAUCUUCUGGGCCCUAGCCUGGAGGAUUUGUUUAAUUAUUGCAGUCGGAGGUUUAAUCUAAAGACAGUUCUUAUGCUCGCAGAUCAGAUGUUGAACCGAGUUGAGUAUAUGCAUGUCCGGGGAUUUCUUCAUCGUGAUAUUAAGCCAGAUAACUUUCUGAUGGGUCUUGGACGCAAAGCAAACCAGGUGUACAUCAUUGACUACGGGCUUGCAAAAAAGUACAGAGAUCUCCAAACUCAUAGGCACAUUCCCUACAGAGAAAACAAGAAUCUUACUGGAACAGCUCGAUAUGCAAGUGUUAACACUCAUCUUGGUAUUGGUGAGUGUUGUUUUGCUCUUUUACUCUUCUAUGCUUCCAUCAUAUUUGUCAAUCUAAAACUGAGAUGUCUUGCCGCAGAGCAAAGUAGGAGGGAUGAUUUGGAAUCCCUUGGCUAUGUUCUUAUGUAUUUUCUUCGUGGAAGUCUGCCUUGGCAAGGCCUUCGCGCGGGUACAAAAAAGCAGAAGUAUGACAAGAUCAGCGAAAAGAAAAGGCUUACACCCGUAGAGGUUCUCUGUAAAUCAUUUCCAUCUGAGUUCACAUCAUACUUUCUCUAUGUACGAUCAUUACGGUUUGAAGACAAACCAGAUUAUCCAUACCUAAAGAGGCUUUUCAGAGAUCUGUUCAUCCGAGAAGGUUAUCAGUUUGACUAUGUAUUUGAUUGGACAAUCUUGAAGUAUCCACAGUUCGGUUCAAGCUCUAGCUCCAGCUCCAAACCAAGAUCAAGCCUUAGACCAGCUCUGAAUCCCCCAGUGCCAUCUGCCGAGAGACCAGAAAAACCUUCAGCUGGACAAGACAGCCGUGAGAGGUUCUCGGGUGCUUUAGAGGCAUAUGCUAGAAGAAACGGCUCAGGAAGCGGUGCGGUUCAAGCUGAUAGAUCUAGACCGAGAACCUCAGAGAAUGCAUUAGCAUCAUCAAAGGACACAAUAACACCACAAAACUACGAGAGAGUUGUUGAAAGACCAAUCUCUUCAACAAGACACGCAAGUUCUUCAAGAAAAGCCGCCAUUGUCUCCAGCGUCGUUCGAGCUACUUCUUCAGCUGACUUCACAGAGAACCGCUCGAGCAGAGUUGUUCCAAACAAUGGGCGUUCCUCAACCGCUCAAAGGACUCAGCAUGUUCCUGACCCGACCACUAGACCAUCGUCUUCUUCAUUUUCUCGAGCUGUGCCAUCGAGGACUGCUCGUGACACCGCGCUCCAGAACUUUGAGCUACUCACCUUAGGGAAUGGGAAGAGGAAGUGAGAAGCUCUGACAUUUCUAUGGCCUGGCCUACUUUACGAUGAUGAAUGAGUGGGUCAAACUGUGACAUUUCUCUUGGCCACUUUGUUUUUAUUGCGUGGUUUCCUAAUUCAAGGAAUAAAACGAACGUCAUUUGACUAAAAAAUGUAUUUGAUAAAUAUAUGGUUUUAGUUAUGAUAAUAUUUAUAAUUUAUCAUUA